Myxocyprinus asiaticus (Chinese sucker) is the source of this 1080-nucleotide messenger RNA. Its product is annotated as protein Wnt-8a. Gene Ontology annotation, cellular component: extracellular region. The coding region runs from base 1 to 1080 and encodes 359 amino acids. Gene Ontology annotation, biological process: cell fate commitment; multicellular organism development; neuron differentiation. The record is from RefSeq and is a predicted model, not a curated record. The transcript has 6 exons. Gene Ontology annotation, molecular function: cytokine activity; frizzled binding. NCBI's taxonomy places the organism in Eukaryota, Metazoa, Chordata, Actinopteri, Cypriniformes, Catostomidae.
AUGAACCCUUGCCAGCUUUUUGCAUCUUUGGUGAUGUCUAUGUGCUGUAACAUACUGUCGACAACGGCAUGGUCGGUGAAUAACUUCUUGAUGACAGGACCCAAGGCUUACCUUACAUACACAAGCAGUGUGCAAGCAGGCGCACAGGGCGGUAUUGAUGAGUGCAAACAUCAGUUUGCAUGGGACAGGUGGAACUGCCCGGAAAGCGCACUGCAGUUAUCCACACAUAACGGUCUGCGAAGUGCCACCAGAGAGACCGCUUUUGUGCGUGCCAUAAGUGCUGCAGGAGUUAUGUACACUUUGACGAAGAACUGCAGCAUGGGGGACUUUGAGAACUGUGGCUGUGAUGACUCCAAGAUAGGCAAAAUGGGUGGCCGUGGUUGGGUUUGGGGAGGCUGCAGUGACAAUGUUGACUUUGGAGAAAGAAUCGCCAAGCAGUUUGUGGAUGCGCUGGAAAAUGGUCACGACUCUCGCGCUGCGGUCAACCUGCACAACAACGAGGCUGGUCGACUCGCUGUCAAGGCAACACUCAAAAGGACCUGCAAGUGCCACGGUGUGUCUGGAAGCUGCAGUAUUCAGACAUGUUGGAUGCAACUGGCCGACUUCAGGGAUAUCGGCAGCUAUCUGAAAAUCAAGCAUGACCAAGCAAAGAAGCUCGAGAUGGACAAAAUACGCAUGAGGGCUGGCAACAGUGCCGACAAUCGUGGCGCAAUCACGGACACGUUCAGCACAGUUGCGCGCACAGAACUCGUUUAUAUGGAAGAUUCUCCAGACUACUGUGUGAAAAACCUCAGCAUGGGACUGCAUGGAACAGAAGGAAGGGAAUGCCUACAAAGCGGGAAGAAUCUUUCUCAGUGGGAGAAGAGAAGCUGUAAGAGACUCUGCCACGAAUGUGGCCUGAAAGUUGAAGAGAGGAGGAUAGAGACCGUGAACAGCUGCAACUGCAAAUUCCACUGGUGUUGCACUGUCAAAUGCGACACAUGUACUCAGACUGUAACCAAGUAUUUUUGCGCAAAAAGGAAUAAAACCCGUCGGCCGCACCACAAUUCACGCAGAAGACACCAUACGCGUAAUAAAUGA